Messenger RNA from Boleophthalmus pectinirostris (great blue-spotted mudskipper), 1007 nucleotides. RefSeq names its product E3 ubiquitin-protein ligase Midline-1-like. Lineage: Eukaryota; Metazoa; Chordata; Actinopteri; Gobiiformes; Gobiidae. The transcript is spliced from 5 exons. Bases 1 to 864 code for a protein of 287 amino acids. The record is from RefSeq and is a predicted model, not a curated record.
AUGGACAAAGACCCUAACAGUCGGAUCUCCAUGGACGACAUCAAGCAGCACCCCUGGUUGAGCGAGGACCUGAGUGGGAAUGCGAUUGAGGUGUCGAGUGAGGAGCACACUGGUGUUCCUGUGUCGAUGGAGGUGUCGAUGACUAACCGGAGGUUGUCUGGAUGUCUGGUCUCAGAGAGGGGCGGGGCUGCUCUGGCCUCAGCUCUGAGCUCCGCCCCCUCCCACCUCAGAGAGUUAGACCUGAGCUACAACCAUCCAGGACCCUCAGCACAGCUCCUGACCACUCUACAGGACCAGCGCCUCCUGCUGUCUGUCAGGUUGGAUCCUGCGGGAGAACAGUGGAUGAUUCCAGGACUAAAGAAGUAUUCCUGUGUGUUCUCUCUGGACCCAAACACAGCUCACAGAGAACUUGCUCUGUCUGAGGACAAUUGCACAGUGACCCGUCUGAAAGAGGAGCAGCUCUGUCCACAUCAUGAGGACAGAUUUAAAGACCAGCCACAGGUCCUGAGCUCCACUGGCCUGAGGGGGCGCUGUUACUGGGAGGUGGAGUGGAGUGGAUCAGUGGACAUAGCAGUGACUAACAGAACAGGAGAGAGUACAGAGUGUAGGUUUGGAGACAGUGAUCAGUCCUGGAGUUUGAGGGUUCUUGGCGGAACUUUGCAAGUUUGUCAGAAUGGGAGAAAAACAUCACUGUCGCCACAGUGGUUCUUGCCUUUUGUCCCAGUACAAGGUCAAGUGAUAGAUUUUAAAGUUCUUUUAUUGGUUUAUAAAGCUCUUAAUGGUCUUAGUCCUAUUUAUUUAUCUGAUCUGCUUUUAUCAUAUGAGCCUCUCGGACUCUCAGGUCCUCAGGUAGUCUCCUUUUAGCUGUCCCAAGAGUUCAAACUAAAACUCACAGUGAGGCAUCUUUUAGCUUUUACGGCCCCCGUCUGUGGAACAGUCGACCUGAGGAUCUGAGGUCCGCUGCGAGUGUUCAUAUUUUUAAAAGUAAACUUAAAACAUAUCUUUUU